This is a messenger RNA of Penicillium cataractarum, 219 nucleotides long. RefSeq lists its product as uncharacterized. The coding region runs from base 1 to 219 and encodes 72 amino acids. The transcript has a single exon. Lineage: Eukaryota; Fungi; Ascomycota; Eurotiomycetes; Eurotiales; Aspergillaceae. The record is from RefSeq and is a predicted model, not a curated record.
AUGCGGUCUACCAUUCCCCUGCUCAGCCUCGCCAGCGUCGGCCUGAACAUCCUCUCUGUCCAGUCCGCAGCAUUUCCUAACGCUGAUCUGGCUCGCCGCGCCGAUGAGCCAGUCGCCCAUGUCUAUCUCCCUAACUUGAACUUGAAGCGCGAGGCAUUCGAAGACGGUCUUACUCCUCCGGACCAGAAGAGGGGUCUUACUCCUCCUGACCAGAAGUAG